UUUUGAGAUUUUUAUAGCCUUAAGUUCCUUCAAACGUCCACAUUCACAUCCACUCUCACACAACACUCCUUUGGUUCUGCUCUGUCAGCAUGAGUUAUCCACUGGUGAUUCUGCUCUGUGUGGGACUACUGCACCAGACUGUGAGGGCCGUCUUUAUGGAUAAACUAGCAGACAACAAGAUUUGUGGGGAUGCAGAAUGCUCAUAUGUUCUCUCCAUGGCCACAGCCUUGGAUGACUUCAUAGCUCCUGACUGCAGAUUCAUCAACAUCAAGAAGGGUCAGAUGGUUUAUGUGUAUUCUAAACUCAUACCAGAGGAGGGCGCCGGAGUCUUCUGGUCUGGAAGUGUUUAUAGUGAGCGCUAUGUGGACCAGAUGGGCAUCAUUGGAUACUUCCCUGCAACUGUGCUGAAGGAGACACAGAAGUUUAUGGAAGACACAGUUAAGAUUCCCACAACUGACAUGGACUUCUACUGUGAUUAAAGCAUGAUAGACUGAAGCCUCUUUCUUCUCAAGUCUUACUUGUAGUAACUCUGGCUUUUAUUAUGGAUAGUAGACCUUUCCUCUCUUGAGCCAGUUUUUCAGACUAUGUGCCAUUACAUCCUGUGGCAUUGUCUCCAGCUGGAAUGAAAACCUGGACACUCUCAGCCCUCAAUAGCUCACAGUCUGACACCCCUGCUGUUGAGCCAGCUAGUCCUUUCUGUAUUGCUUUGUCCUAACAAGACACUUUGCUCAAUAAAUCAUUUUUUUCACAUCAAUCCAAAA
This is a messenger RNA of Siniperca chuatsi (mandarin fish), 761 nucleotides long. RefSeq names its product otoraplin-like. The transcript is spliced from 4 exons. Gene Ontology annotation, molecular function: protein binding. Gene Ontology annotation, biological process: cartilage condensation. The record is from RefSeq and is a predicted model, not a curated record. Bases 90 to 479 code for a protein of 129 amino acids. NCBI's taxonomy places the organism in Eukaryota, Metazoa, Chordata, Actinopteri, Centrarchiformes, Sinipercidae.